Messenger RNA from Dreissena polymorpha, 2962 nucleotides. RefSeq names its product RNA-binding protein 39-like. Gene Ontology annotation, molecular function: RNA binding. Gene Ontology annotation, cellular component: nucleus. Gene Ontology annotation, biological process: mRNA processing. The transcript has 12 exons. Lineage: Eukaryota; Metazoa; Mollusca; Bivalvia; Myida; Dreissenidae. The coding region runs from base 144 to 1778 and encodes 544 amino acids. The record is from RefSeq and is a predicted model, not a curated record.
AAAAUUUAUUAUCACACCGCUUCUUGAGCAAGUAUUUGUAAACCCCAUUUGUGGAUUUUGAGAAAAAAACAUUUGCAAACGCCGUUGAUAUCACUAAUCUAAACAACUUCACUCAAUCAGGCUGACACAAAUAACAUUUCAUAAUGGCUGAUGAAUUUGAUGUGGAGGCAAUGUUAGAGGCGCCAUAUAGAAAAGAGGACGAAGGACGUGGCGAUGCAUCAACCGAAAAAGAACGAAAGUCGUCAUCUUCGCGUCGAAGAAGCAGAAGUCGUGAUAAAGACCGGAAGAAGGAUAAAGAAAAAAGGCGCAGUAAAGAUCGGGAUCGAGAACGGAAGCGAAGUAAGGAUAGGGAUGGUAAGCGCAGCAGCAAAAGUGACAAAAAAAGGAGUAGAAGUCGGGAUAAGGAUAAGGAAAAGAAGCGCAGUCGAAGUAGGGACAGAAAGGAUCGGGAUCGUAAACGUUCGAGGUCACGUGACCGCAAACGGAAGAGCCGGUCUCCACGGAGGGGCGGUCGUAGGAGUAUUAGCAAGAGUCCAGUGAGGGAGCCCCCUGCAGAGCUUACCCCUGAAGAGCGGGAUGCUAGGACGGUGUUCUGUAUGCAGCUGUCUGCAAGGAUCAGGCCCAGGGAUCUGGAGGAGUUCUUCUCGUCUGUUGGAGAGAUCAAAGACUGUUUCUUACAGAUCAAAGACGUAAGGCUGAUUACAGACAACAAAACUCGCAGGUCAAAGGGCAUCGCUUACAUCGAGUUCAAAGACACAGAGUCUGUACCGCUGGCCAUUGGGCUGACAAAUCAGAAGCUGUUGGGUGUACCAAUCAUUGUGCAGGCUUCUCAGGCGGAAAAGAACCGUUCACAAAUGGCAGCAAACAUCAUCGCAAAGACACAAGUCACUGGCCCCAUGAGGCUGUAUGUCGGUUCACUGCAUUUCAACAUCACAGAAGACAUGCUCAAGGGAAUCUUUGAGCCAUUUGGAAAGGUAUCGUCUAUUGAAGACAUCAAGCUUAUCAGGGAUCAUGAGACUGGGAAAUCUCACGGAUAUGGCUUUAUAACAUAUAAGAAUGCAGAGGAUGCCAAGAAAGCUCUGGAGCAGCUAAAUGGUUUUGAGCUGGCCGGUCGCCCGAUGAAGGUGGGCAAUGUGACGGAGAGACAAAUGGACAUGCAGACCGGUGGUCAGUUGGACAACGAUGAAUUGGACAGGGCGGGCAUAGAUCUCGGUGCCACUGGGAGACUGGCACUGAUGGCUAAACUUGCAGAGGGUACAGGCUUCGAGCUACCAGAUUAUGCCAAGAACUCGCUACAGAUGCAGGGACUGGGUACCCAACUUAUCCCGGGCAUGCCAACUCCUAUGGUUAAGCCCCAGGUCCCUGCUGCAACUGCCAGCGCCCCACCCAUUGCAACACAGUGCUUCAUGCUCUCCAAUAUGUUUGACCCUACCAUAGAGUCAAAGCUGAGCUGGGAUCAAGAGAUCAGAGAUGACGUCAUAGAGGAGUGCAGCAAACACGGUGGUGUUCUCCAUCUCUAUGUAGACAAGGCCUCUCCGCAGGGUAACGUGUACGUCAAGUGUCCCACCAUCGCAGCAGCUGUGGCCUCCGUGAACUCCUUGCAUGGCAGAUAUUUUGGAGGUAAGAUAAUCCAGGCAGCCUAUGUCCCCCUACCGAACUACCAUGCCUUGUUUCCAGAGUCCCAGCGAGCCAGUCAGCUGCUGUACCCUUCCACACAGACCCUCGGCAUGAGCGGAUUUGCACAGCAACCUUCAAUAUUUAAUGGCAUGGUUCGGUAAAAAAAGCUUUGAGAAUCACGAAUCCUGUGUGCUUUCUUGUCAGGAAUGGACAUCCAUUGAACAGCCCUGUGGAUGACUGUGUACACAUGUGUGCGCUUUAAACAUGGAGUGAUCAGUAAACACUGGAUAAUAAAAUACUGUAAAUACGUUAUUAAUUCAAAGUGAAGUUGCACCUGAGCAUGUUAGUGUUGAAUGUCAAAAGUGUGCAAUAGUUGACAUUCCUUCAAAUCCAUAGUACUUAAUGUUAAAAGAACAUAACAUUAUGUACGAAUUCUGUUGUGGAAUCAAUGCACAUUGUUUUAAUGGUGAUGUUAUAAAGGAUAAUACGUUUUCACCUUUAUUUAACGGCAUAAUAUUUCUUCUUUUAAAUCAAAAGGCAUGAAAAGUAGAAAAGACCCAGAGUUGAAAGUUUGUAAAAGUGAUUAAUAUUCAAGUCUCUGUAUAUGAAAUUAUCUUACAUUUGUACUUUUUGUUUGCUUUAUUAUCAUUAUUAUGACGUCAUGAAAAGUAUGUAGUCUGUUUUCAAAUGCGUGUUUUUAAUUGUAUGUGAAGACAUCAAAAGGCAUUAUUUGUUGGAAAAUGGUUAUGAUGAUAAGAUUGUUAUUUGUAAAUGAUGUUUUAGCAUCUGUGAGGCUGAAAUUUCUUGUAAUUGUUUCAACUCAUUAUUUUGACUUGUUGUAUGGUACAUAUGUUUAUCAGUCUUAAUUAUUUUUAUGCAAUUAUGUUGGAAAGUAGUUUAAUUUACCGGAAAUACUGAUCAGACUAAAAAUUAUAUUAGGUUAAAAGUUGUUUCAAGGGUUUUCUGAGAAUUGUGUUCAAGUAGUUGUUUUAUUUACCAUUAACAUAUUCAUUUGACAACAUGUGGUUUGUCGAUUGGACAAAAGUUUUUAAGGGAGGUGAUUCUAUAAUUGCAUUCAGAAGAAAAUAGAAUGUAUAAUCAACUGUGUACAAUAUGUGAAUGAUUGUUUAAUUACCUUCCCUAAUAAAAAGGUUUCUAUUAUAGGCGACUUUCAGUUUUAUGGUAUAGAAAUUCAUGUCUUGUCCUGUUUCUCUGAUGAUUGCUGCUUCAGAUUUUAUUGUCUUGAGUCAUUUUGUCAUCUAUUGAUGUGUUUGUCAUACCAAGUUUAAUGUUUAUAGAAAAUGUUAAUAAAUAAGAUUGGAUGAAUACAAAAUUUAAAUUGAAA